UUCUCUAUAAAUACCCUUUAUACCAUGCAUACACCAAAUACAAAAGAAUAUUCUCCUCCAAACCCCCCAGAAAAUGGUUUCCUCCACCAUUAUUCCCUCUACCAUUUUCUUGGUAAGUUUCCUCCUGGCUACUACCAUCUCCAAUGCCCAAAACUCCCCCCAAGACUUCGUCGAUACGCACAACGACAUCCGAGCGGCGGUAGGUGUUGGCCCAGUCUCCUGGGACGACACUCUAGCCGCCUAUGCUCAGAGUUAUGCUGAUAGUAAGAUGGAUACUUGUGAGAUGGAGCACUCCAAUGGACCCUAUGGUGAAAACCUAGCUGAGGGGUAUGACGAGAUGACAGGGGUGGAGGCGGUGAGGUUCUGGGCAACUGAGAAAAAGUUCUACAACCACCAUUUGAAUCGAUGCGUGGGGGACGAGUGUGGGCACUAUACACAAAUAGUGUGGAGGCACACUACAAAUAUAGGGUGUGGUAGAGUGAAGUGUGAGAACAAUUGGGUCUUUGUGAUCUGCAACUAUAAUCCUCCUGGCAACUAUAUUGGCCAACAUCCUUACUGAUAAUAUAUUAUAGAAGUUUAGACUUUAUUAGAAAUAACUAUAUGAUGUUCUUAAUGAUAAUAUAUUAAUAUGCAUCUAUGAUAAGAAUAUUAAAUAUGUAUAAAAAGUAUAAAUCGAUAUAGUCUUUGUUUGGUUGAUUAUUUAAUACGAACCAACCAAAUUGUGUCAGAAAAGUUAGAAGAGGUAUAGACGUGACAUUAAUGGUUUUGAAGUUCAGUCAAUAUAUAAUAUUUGUCACAAUCAAAGUAGAAAGAGUUAAAGAAAGGGAUUGAAUUUUCCUUGUGUUGUAUUACGUGGACGACAAAUCGAAAGAGUUAUAGAUAUAAAUUAGUUCAGUUUUUUAA
Messenger RNA from Cucumis sativus (cucumber), 903 nucleotides. RefSeq names its product basic form of pathogenesis-related protein 1. The record is from RefSeq and is a predicted model, not a curated record. The coding region runs from base 74 to 559 and encodes 161 amino acids. Gene Ontology annotation, cellular component: extracellular region. The transcript has a single exon. Lineage: Eukaryota; Viridiplantae; Streptophyta; Magnoliopsida; Cucurbitales; Cucurbitaceae.